Messenger RNA from Centruroides sculpturatus (bark scorpion), 1144 nucleotides. RefSeq lists its product as uncharacterized. The record is from RefSeq and is a predicted model, not a curated record. The transcript is spliced from 3 exons. Lineage: Eukaryota; Metazoa; Arthropoda; Arachnida; Scorpiones; Buthidae. The coding region runs from base 626 to 1027 and encodes 133 amino acids.
GCGGAAAAAUUAAAAUAAAAUUUAUUUGUAGGUUUUUUGUUCUAAUACUUAUUCUGAUUACAGAGGAUGUUUUUAGAAUAUGUUUAUUCACAAUGUUGCCAAACUGUAGGCCAACUUGGUGUUUAUCAAGUUGGCCUGCAAAAGGAUCCCACACGUCUUUUCUCAUCAGAAAUACCAAACACUCAUCAGUUUGGUAACACUCCGCAGGGUGCAUACUCAUCCAUCGAACCGGAAAGGAGUUGGAAUACAUUGGAGCAACCAGCGACAGAUCACAAAGAUCAUUAUACGGACAUUUCUAUGAGUCGAUUUUCCACCUCACUGUCACCUUAUGCCUCCGACCUGGAUGUGGAAGUCCAUUUGAAUAGGACCUGGGUUCUCCACCGAACGUCCGACAGAGCACAACUCCGCUACUUUGAGCUGCUAGAAAUAUACAAGGCAGCGUUGAAUAAGGCGGCCAUCGACUUUAAACAUGCCACGUUCCAGAACCCGUGGACAUUUUUCUUCCACCUCCCUUAACUACGGUUGUAUAUGGGGAACGUCUCCUCCAAUCAGCGGACACAACACGUAGUUUUCGAAUAUUUAAAAAGAAUGUGGUUCGAAUUUCAUAAGCGAUAUCUGAUGAAAUAUGUUCGAAAAUGUUGGCAGAGGAUGCAGAAAUAAGCAGACACAUCACAAAAAUUCGGAAAAGUGGGAUAAACUGAAAGUGAAAUUAGGUUCAUUACCCACAUUGCAUCAAACUGGAAUAAAUGAUACACAUGCUCUACCAGUGUUUAAACGUAAACCUAAGAUUUACGAUUUAACAGCCAAACAUUUGAAACUUUGGGAUAUAAUAAGUGGGUCAAAAGUGGACAUGUUAGAAAGAUACCUCCAAGAAAGUCAGAGGUGCAGAAGAGAUGUUAAACAUAUUGAUGAAAAACGGGAAGAUGAAGAUAAGUUAUUUGAAACUGGAGACGACUUUUUUGCUAGAUUGAAUAUACCUCUUUCUGAACGUGCCUUUUCAUCCACUGAGAGAGUUAAAAGUUAUUGACGUUAUUUCUCCUCCAUUAAUGUUUCAUAUGAAAAAAUUGAAGAAAAAAUUAUAAAAACAAUGUUCUAAAUAACAAUAAAGCUUAAAAAAAUCUUUAUAAAUAAAUAAACCUUUCAA